This is a messenger RNA of Dalotia coriaria, 722 nucleotides long. Its product is annotated as PEST proteolytic signal-containing nuclear protein-like. Gene Ontology annotation, biological process: protein ubiquitination; proteasome-mediated ubiquitin-dependent protein catabolic process. The record is from RefSeq and is a predicted model, not a curated record. Lineage: Eukaryota; Metazoa; Arthropoda; Insecta; Coleoptera; Staphylinidae. Gene Ontology annotation, cellular component: nucleus. The transcript is spliced from 4 exons. The coding region runs from base 138 to 653 and encodes 171 amino acids.
GUGAGUACACUAAGUACAUACCUAUGCAGUUCUUUUCCUACGCGUUAUUUUUAGCAUGAAAUCGAUCGAUUAAUGGGAACUGCAUCAAAGUGUACAACAAAAGACGGCUACAAAUCACAAUUAAGAGUCCAGGAAGCAUGAGCAGACGCAGCACGGACGAUUACAAACGCCACAAGCCUGGCUUUGUGCGCGAGCGAUCUCGUUCGCGCUCCCCGCGCGGUGAUGACCGCCCCAUGGAGAACAUUGGCCUGGCCGCCAAGAACCGCUUGAAGAGCAUGGGUAUUCAGAUGAAGCUGAACAGCCAACGGCCGAUUAAUGCCGCCUCCACGGUCGCACGGCCAAAGAUCUCAGUUGCAACCGCGUUUAAUCAGGACAGCGAUGAUGAACCGGAGGAAAUGCCGCCGGAAGCAAAGAUGCGCAUGCGCAACAUCGGCAGAGAUACGCCAACGUCAUCAGGGCCAAACUCGUUCGGGAAGACAAAGCACGGUUUCUCGGACGCAAAGAAAGUCUUCGAGAAGAAUUUGCGUGAAGCGAUGGAGAACGGUUUACAGAAAAAACACACUCGCGGUGCUUCCAGCGAGAAGACCGUGCUCACGGACACAAAUCUUAAAGAAUCAGGGUAUAUUGCCGAGCUGGUAAACGAUACACAAUAAUGUUAGUUUACGAAAUGAUAAUUAAUUUAGCUGGUUAAGAAAUAAAUGAUGAUUUUGUUGUCGGCAUCA